UGAGUUUAGAGAUGAAGUAAGAAAAGAACCCCCAGAAAUUGCAACCGAAGAUUCAGAAGAACACGAAGUCGAAGCCAUACUAGACAAGAGAACAUACUACCGUCACCUACAGUACUUAGUAAAAUGGAAAGGUCACCCACUAUACGAUGCUACUUGA
This is a messenger RNA of Racocetra persica, 157 nucleotides long. The record is from the annotation of a GenBank genome assembly. Lineage: Eukaryota; Fungi; Glomeromycota; Glomeromycetes; Diversisporales; Gigasporaceae.